Thecamonas trahens ATCC 50062 is the source of this 1667-nucleotide messenger RNA. RefSeq lists its product as uncharacterized. Bases 10 to 576 code for a protein of 188 amino acids. The transcript is spliced from 2 exons. The record is from RefSeq and is a predicted model, not a curated record. NCBI's taxonomy places the organism in Eukaryota, Apusomonadida, Apusomonadidae.
CGCUUCGCCAUGUCGUCGGUGACCACCCUGCGAUCGCGGCCGACCAUGGCCGACAUUGACACCAUGCUCGAAGACUCUAGAUAUCUGGACGAAACACAGCAAGAACUGCUUGUCGACACGCUGCGUGCCGAGAACGAGCGGAUCCAUGGGGUGUAUCGCAACGCCCUGGCUACCCUCUGUGCGGCCCUGGCGGCGGUCUUUGUCUAUCUGGCGGUUCAUCAAGUGCUGUAUCCGUACAUGGCAGAGACACAUGCCUUCCUCUCAUCGGCAGUCUCCUCCACCCACAUCGUGUCCAUGCAUCUGGUGGCAGCAGUGGGUCUCUUUGCCUCGGCUCUCUACAUCACACGCAUGGGCGAUGCUUGGCUCGCCAUCUCGCUCCUCUUUGCCGCGCUCCCGGCCUUGUAUUGGAGCUAUAAGUUCUCGGCCUUUGUCACAUAUCCCACACACAUCAUCUGGCUACCCGGCACCAACGCUGCCAUGUGCGCCAUCACUUGGUAUGUCAAGCGCGGCUGCGAGCAGCUCGAGAACGACGUCUCCGAGCUGCGCUCGUACAUGUACGCCUACAAGGGAGCAUGAUAGGCAUGCCGGCUCCUGGCGUGCGGCUCGCGACGGCCGCUUCUCUGUCGGAGAUUGAGUCCGUGUAUGCCAGAGCGAACCGGUGCUUGGCGGGGCAGACUCGAUGCUUGUGUGGCUCUGGUCUGGGUUGCUGUAUGUGCCUGUGAGGCCAUGCUAUCGAGUGGAGUCCUGUGGCGUGACCAUGCCACCGUCUGCCGUAUCGCCCUAUCUCUCUCCAUCUCUCUCCUCUCUGGAGGUGAUGCAUGUGACCGACCUGCCACACAGCAGAGUAUCAAAUGUGCGUUUGUCUGAUGGUCGGAUGAGCGACACUAUGUUCAAGAUGGUCGCUUCUGUGAGGCGGGGCGCUCGACAUGCCGUGGCGACCAUCACUCGUAUGAUGACGAGUAGAAGGACGACCAGUCGGAGCAGUCGGAGGAGUCCAGAUCCGAGUCGCUGUCGGCCGGGCUUGCGGCGUUAGCAGGGGGAUCAGCCGAAGAAGAGGCAGCGACGGCGGCAGGGGCGGCAGGUUCAACUGUCGCAGCCUGGGCCUUGGCGGCAGCGCGCGCAGCCUUCUUCUUCCGUUGGGCGUCGACGUAGGCCGGGUGCGAGAUCAUGUAGAAAAAGUCAAGAACGCGCUUGAUGUACUUGUUCGAAGUGCCAGCGUUGAGGAACUCGUCGAGCUCGAUGGUUCCGUUCUGGUUGGUGUCGACGUCGCGGAAGACUUCCUCGACGUGGUCGUUGGUGAUGGCCUCUGCCGCGGAUGAGUCUGCGGCGAGGAUCUCGCUCUCUUCGCGGUUGGCGAUGCAAAGCGACUCGGCGAGCUUGAGCGAGGCCUGCAGCAUGCCGCGGACUUCAUCGGUGUCAAGAGCGCCAUCCGAGUUGAGAUCAAAGGCGGCAAAGGCGUAGCGGAUCUUCUCGGUUGUCGAGCCGCGGCCCAUGAGCGAGGUGAAGAGGCAGAGCUCACGAAAAUCGAUCGAGCCCGAGUUAUCGACGUCAAAGAGCGAGAAGAGUCGAUCAGCGGCAUCAGCAUGACCGAGAUCGACCUUGAGACAGUGCUGGAUAAAGGUCUCCCGUGUCACGCCGUCCGAGUAGUCGACUCCAUCCAGGCUCUC